AUGAGAGAUUUUCAAGAUUUCAUCAACAGUUUUUCAAAAUCAAACAGAAAAGGAGUUAUGACAUCUGCUAGAAUCUGCGAAUUCAAUAAGAAAUUUAAUACUUAUUUUCAAAUUUAUAUGCCCAAACAUAGACAUUUUCAACCAAAGAAAGUAUCCGAAGAAUUAGAUUGGGUUUUUUAUUUACAUAAAGAAGAUUUCUAUCUCAUUAGAAGAGAUAACAAAACCUUAGGCAUUAAAGAAAUAGAAGAUAAUUACGAUGAAAAUGUACGGAGAACUUGUAAAGAUGAUACUGCGGUAACGCAAGUUUCACCUCUAAAACUAAAUGUUUUUCAAACCAUUCCCGAUGAUUGUUUAUACGCGUGGGAUUGCGAAACCUAUAACGAAAAUAAAGCCAUACCUUAUUCUUGUACGUUGAUUAAUUUAGAAAAACUAAGAAAAAUGUUAAACAGAAUAAAUAAUCUCUUUCCAGAUUUAAAGCCGACAGAUCCUAUUCCAAAAGAAUUUUACAACAAACUCAUGACUAAUAUAGUAGAAAUAUUUGUAGGUACAGAUUGCAUCGAUCAAAUGUUACAACGUUUAGGAAAAAUAGAUCAAAAAAGAAUAUUAAUAAUCGCUCAUAACGCUAGCGGUUUUUGA
Lottia gigantea (owl limpet) is the source of this 636-nucleotide messenger RNA. RefSeq lists its product as hypothetical. Bases 1 to 636 code for a protein of 211 amino acids. The transcript has a single exon. The record is from RefSeq and is a predicted model, not a curated record. NCBI's taxonomy places the organism in Eukaryota, Metazoa, Mollusca, Gastropoda, Lottiidae.